This is a messenger RNA of Parnassius apollo (apollo), 606 nucleotides long. The record is from the annotation of a GenBank genome assembly. NCBI's taxonomy places the organism in Eukaryota, Metazoa, Arthropoda, Insecta, Lepidoptera, Papilionidae.
AUGAAUCGUGGACGGUGUUUAGUAAACAUGGUUGAAGAAAGGGACAAAGAAAACAUCAGCCCUAGCUUACUAACCCAACCAGAUACUAGACAGGAGUUUGAACCAAUAAUACAAAAGGAGACGGUAGUAGUGAACAAGUCACUGCUAGAAGAUGACCGCGAGAUGUCAUUAAGUGAUGAAGAUUCAUCUAACGAAACUCAUGCAGCCUUAUCCGUGGAUGAUAAAUCUAUUCCGAGCACAUCUAAACAACAGCAGGCUAGUACACCAAAUUAUUAUAUUUCACCAAUCCAAAGUGACCAAAGUGACUUUGAUGACUCAGGUGAGGAUCCCAAUUUCCAAUUGAAUAAUAAAAGUAAGACACUUUCUAAGAUCGUUCCUUUUGGUUCAUUGCGGUCUUCGUCCAGCACCAGCAAUAGUAGCUCUAAGAGCUCAUCACGUUCUAAUAGCUCGUCAGACACCGAAGAUGAUAGUGUGCAUUUACAUCUUGACCCUCAGAAUACUAAGGUAGCUGAAAUUAAUUCCCAAGAGCUCGUUGUAGAAGAAAAAAGGGUAAAAAGAGGGUACGAAAACCAACGAUGUGGAAAUCGAAAGUUGCGAAAGUGCUGA